AUGGCAGCUCAUAAUCCACCGCCACCGGAGGAGGAAUUGAUGGAGUCAAUUCUGGCUCCUCUUUUCACGCGGCCGAAUUCAAACAUCGUCAGACCACAAAUCAAAGCCAACAACUUUGACAUCCAAUUGUCAUUGAUAGGAUUGGUGGAGAAAACCCAGUUUGGUGGAGAAGAUUAUGAAGACCCCCAUGCUUUCAUGGACAGAUUUCUAAGAAUCUCUGACACUACCAAGCAUCAUGGGGUAUCAGAUGAUGCAAUUCGAUUGAGGUUUUUUCCUUUUGCUGUAACAGGGAAAACUCUCAGAUGGUUGGAUAGGCAAGCUCCCAACAACAUCAGAACGUGGGAUGAUCUGGCAGCCAAGUUUUUCGCAGAACACUUCUCCAUGGAGCAAGAAAAAGAGGAAGAAACACCUGCAACCAAAGAGCCUGCGACAAAAGACAAAGACGAGGCAAAGGAGAAAGCUGCAGAUAUUUCAAAGAAGCAAUGA
Gastrolobium bilobum is the source of this 486-nucleotide messenger RNA. RefSeq lists its product as uncharacterized. NCBI's taxonomy places the organism in Eukaryota, Viridiplantae, Streptophyta, Magnoliopsida, Fabales, Fabaceae. The transcript has a single exon. Bases 1 to 486 code for a protein of 161 amino acids. The record is from RefSeq and is a predicted model, not a curated record.